This is a messenger RNA of Botrytis fragariae, 993 nucleotides long. RefSeq lists its product as uncharacterized. The transcript is spliced from 2 exons. Lineage: Eukaryota; Fungi; Ascomycota; Leotiomycetes; Helotiales; Sclerotiniaceae. The record is from RefSeq and is a predicted model, not a curated record. Bases 1 to 993 code for a protein of 330 amino acids.
AUGUUGACUCUAUUGUCACUUACUUCGGUGCUGUGCAUUUUACCUACCGGGGUUGUAGGAGGAAACGGGAAGUCGGCUCUCACUCAUCUCACAUCUAGUAGGUCGACAGAUGAUGGUGGUAAAGAGAACUACAAACAUGUUAGUGUCGCACAAACCUACCAAGAAGGCUCUACUGGGCGGACAACCUCGAUCAACUAUACGCUACCUUGGCCUGCUACUGAGUCUAUUCGACCCAAUCCUACUUCCCAAGGGAUGAAUGUCACUUCAGUGAUUCCUGUUUUCGAGACCUGUAACUUGCCAGGUGCAAGGACUACAUCAUGUUCGCCUUCUUUUCAGACUAUUAUCACUACUAAAUGCUCAACUGUUUUAACAGGAUACUUUACUAAGCAUACUGUCUCUGAGUGUGAUGAGAUCGUCACCUUCUCUACACAGUACGGCUAUUCGUUAGCUACCAUAACACCUCCUGCGGGCAUUGUCUCAGCUCUUCGCAAGCGCGAGAAAAUUCCGUCGUGGACAAAUAACUACGUUCAUAAUGUUACAACAUAUUAUGCCGCUCCAUGGCGGUCAAUUUCAGCAGAUGAUCCAUCAGACAUAUACGUCCAAAUAUGCGGACUAUCAUCCGAUGGCGUUCGGUUGUGUACAACUGUCACUGAAGUCUGGGUCACUCAUACGGAAUAUCUACCGAUUUAUUAUACUAAGGCCAUCUCAGUUCCUACUGUAGUAUCUUCAACCGCCGUGUUGGCAUUUGCUCCCAACAUAUAUAUAGAUAUCUCGCCCGGAACCCUCAUACUUUCAACAAAGAUAGUAUCUACAAGCCUAUCGGGGAUUAACGUAACCUCAACUUCUAGAAUCGAAAACUCAAGCUUGGCAUUAUCAGGCUCUCUAUCUAGUACUCAAGGAUCGACGACAACAAUUUAUAUCACUGGUCCGGGUAGUACCACGACGAUAAAUUUGGUCAUGGCAUUGUCUCCAGCUUCAAUUCAAGAGCCGUGA